AUGUCGAACUCCACAGGCAGCGGCCAAGCCGACAAUAGCGAUAAUGUCGUGACGCUUCAAUUAACGAUUGCAGCCCUCGCUAUCUCUAUUGCAGCUAUCUUUCUGUCGACUCUACAGGCGCUGCUCGCGUAUUUGCAGUUUGAUAACAGUGAGGUGGGGAGACGACGCUGUUCGGAGGAGGUGAUGGGCAAGUUGUGGGCUACCAGGACGACGAGGAAGUUCAAGUGGCGGGAGUUUAGGUAUCAGGUGUUUUUUGAGGUGCCGGUGUUUUAUACGGCUAACCCUGGGAUUACCGUGGGUCCACUUACCAGGACGAAGCCAGAGUCGACGUUUUGGGAUACGCUUUUCCAAAACAAUCAAAAAGAGACGUAUUCUGAGAACGUGAAAACAUUGGAGCCGGAAGCGGAAGCUAUGGAGGUGAUUGAGCUUCAGAAACACAUCCAUCCUAUCUACAAGAUCACUGGUACCAAGACUUCGUGUGCGCACACCAUGACUAAGUACCAUGAGGUCGACGAGAAGUGGGCUAAUGUCCAUACCGCCGAAGACGAAGGUUGUUCUUGGGUGCUUCUCCUCGACGCGCUUCAAGGGCAGGAAAAAUCUUCCAGAGAUUGGGAUAAUUCUAAAGAGCCGGGCAAGAAUCACACUAUUUCUUACUUGAUCCAGAGGAAGCAGCGGUGUUGGGAUUUCAUGCCACUUAACAUCACCAAACCAUUUGCAACUACCACGAUUUGUCAUCUUGUGGAGAUAAUCUCAAUGCUGGGUCUUGUCUGGACGGAAUUUAACUUGCAGCAAUCGGUUCUGACAGCAGAGGGAAAUGGGUAUAUGGUCAAGAGCGAGUAUAUGCAAGGUCUGGGCAUCUUGACCAGAUUCUCUCGCUUGGGAAAGCCUCAACACAAAGAGGAACGGAUGAUUCCUUGUGCAGAGAUCAAACGACUUUGUUUUGGGGAUGUGCCUUCGAUAUUUGAUCAACCUAAACAGAAGCUGCUAUUCGGUCCUGGUCGAUUUGAAAACACUCUUCGGAAAAUCAUGCCACGGCUUGAUGAGGAGUGCCAAAGAGACUUUCUUGAUAACACUGAGAAGCCUUACGUGAUCGCGAGUAGUUUUGAACUGCUGGGUAUGGUUGCCAAGUCUGUCCACAUCCUAGGGUCCCGGUUCCGCAGACUCCCAAACCCUUGUGCAGCUACAUGGAAUCCAAAUCUAAACAUGAUAGAUUGCCUGCUUGCAUUGAGUCAGCAAUUGAAAAGCCCGGAUGGCGCCAGCCUAGGAGACCAUAAAUUGAGAAAUGAAAUCCAAGACUUAUUCACAAACGGCAGUCUUGGCAAGAUUGAUUUAGACAAGAGGAUCCAGACAUAUAUUCGCGCCAACAAAGAAAAAAAUGAUCCUGGAGCGAGAUCAGGAUGGGCUUACACUGCAGAGGCCGAACGAACAGCCCAUGAACAGCUAAUGGAAGAAAACUAUGAUACUGCACACCGAGACCUCCUCGAUUCUCUCCACGACAACAUCCUUUCCAUCGACCGCAAACUAGAAGACAUGAUCGACGACGUCCGAGAAGUCCUCGCCUGUCACUUCAACGCAACAUCCAAACUCCACCGCGAGCUCGAAGACCUACUCGCCGGCGCAACCCUCGACAACACGAAAGAGAAGAUCUUAAUCAACUUCUACUUUGCGGAGGUUCUCCCUAAAGUCACGGCUGGAUUGCCUACUUCGGCCGCCAGCACACCUCAAAGAUCGGCGACGCUGAAGCCGCCUUCGAUCACGGUGACGAGCAGCCAGUCGUCGACGCUGGGGUCGAAUGCGUCGGAUACCCGGAGUGCGGUUUGGUUGGCGUUGAUGUUUAAGAUGUGUUCGUGGUUGUUUCUGCAUGAUUUCAAUCCGUAUGAUCGGAUGAUUGAGCGGAGCGAGUUUAGUGAUAAUAGGUUGCCUGUUUAUAUUGGGUAA
Molecule: messenger RNA, 1938 nt
Organism: Glarea lozoyensis ATCC 20868
Lineage: Eukaryota; Fungi; Ascomycota; Leotiomycetes; Helotiales; Helotiaceae
Exons: 3
Coding region: 1-1938 (645 amino acids)
Source: RefSeq, a predicted model, not a curated record